ACACAUGAGUGAAGUGUUUGUUUUGGCAGGGGUAGGACGACGGUAGCCUAGGUCGCACAUGAAGGAGCUGAGGCCGAACGAAUGGGAUGCAGACGAUACGGGGGCCCAGGAGACUUGCAGAUGAGGAUCGUUAGACUAAGAAGUUCGUCAAGACUAAGCUGUGUCUAAUAGCAACCUCACAACUAAUGGAGCCCACAGAAGAAACAUCGACGAGCCUGGUGAAUUUCAGGAACUUGACUAAUUCCUCGUGUUCCCGUAAUAAUGUCGUAAAGACGACGGUUUUCCCCGUUCUCUAUUCUCUUCUUUUCCUGCUAGGAAUCACCCUCAAUGGUCUAGCAGCAUGGGUGUUUUUCAGCAUCCCGAGUCGCUCGCACUUCAUCAUUUACCUCAAGAACAUUGUGGUGGCUGAUAUCUUCAUGACUCUGACUUUCCCGUUUAAGAUCCUGUCUGACUCAAACAUGGCCUCGGUUAGUCUCCGCAUCUUCGUCUGCCGCGUUUCUUCCGUGGUUUUCUACCUUACCAUGUACAUCAGCAUCAUUUUCUUUGGCUGUAUCAGUAUUGACCGCUGUAAAAAGACUCUCUACCCUUUUGUUGUCACCAAUUCUAAACAGCUGGCCCAUAGGAAGCUCCUAUCAGCUGGUAUCUGGGUGGCCAUGCUGGUGCUUUCUCUCCCUAACAUGAUUCUCACCAGCAAGAUGCCUAAAUCGGACCAGUUUAGCUGCAGUAGCCUGAAGACCGAGCUGGGAUUAAAGUGGCAUGAAAUAGUCAACCACAUCUGCCAGGUAAUUUUCUGGGGUAAUCUGAUAGCAGUGGUGGUGUGUUAUAUACUCAUUUCCAAGGAGCUCUUUAAAUCCUUUGCACGGACUCGCAUUCUGAGUACGGCAGCUGAGAGCCAGCAGAGGAAGAAAAAAGUGAGAGCUAACGUCUUCCUAGUUCUCGCAGUGUUCUUCAUAUGCUUCGUGCCGUUCCACUUCGCCCGAGUUCCUUACACCUUGAGCCAGACGAGGGAGCAUCAUUUCGACUGCAGACAGAAACUUAUCUUCUUCCAGGUGAAAGAGAGCACACUGUGGCUGUCCGCUCUGAACUCUCUUCUAGACCCGCUCAUCUAUUUCUUCCUCUGUAGGUCCUUCAGGGACUCGCUCUUCAAAAUCCUACAUCUCUCGACCGGGAGGUGCGGAACAUCUCUGUUCAGUGUGGACACUCCUGCUGAUAGCAACCCUGUGGGAAAACGUUCAACACAAAUAUAGUAAAGUUUUCCCUGUGUGACUCUUUUACAAAUGAUCCUGAAUGUGAAUAUUAUAAACCUCUGAUAAUGUUUUAUAAUAUAGAGAAAUUUAUGCUAUUUGUGUAUUUUUGCUAUGAAAAUUAAAUCAAGGAAAAAAAGUCAAUUAGACACUUUAAUCUUUAUAUUCUAAAUAAAUCAGUAGAUUAAAAAAGGUUUAUAAAUCCGAUUAAAAUGUGAAAAAAAAAAUUUCUAAUUAACCAAUUUUAAUGACUGACUUGCUUGACGUUUGCAUCUAUUUCACUAAAUACUUCUUUAAAUAUCAUUAAAACAGCCCACCAUGUUGUGGUUGUUGUUUUUUUAUUUUUAUUUUCAGGAAGUGUUUUUACAGAGACUUUAUUUUCCAUAACAGCAGCUCUGACUUCAGUUUCACGGAUGUUCCAU
Tachysurus vachellii is the source of this 1666-nucleotide messenger RNA. It is a transcript of the gene p2ry12, whose product is annotated as purinergic receptor P2Y12. Bases 186 to 1247 code for a protein of 353 amino acids. NCBI's taxonomy places the organism in Eukaryota, Metazoa, Chordata, Actinopteri, Siluriformes, Bagridae. Gene Ontology annotation, molecular function: G protein-coupled purinergic nucleotide receptor activity. Gene Ontology annotation, cellular component: membrane. The record is from RefSeq and is a predicted model, not a curated record. The transcript has 3 exons. Gene Ontology annotation, biological process: blood coagulation; G protein-coupled receptor signaling pathway.